UUUGAGUUGAGCUGCGUGAAUGAAAGAUUGCUUCUAUUAUUGAUGAUAUUUUAGUUGUGAGUAGAGAAAGAAAAAGAGAAAUGGCAUCAGAGGCAAAUUCCAAUAGGUGGUCUCUUCAAGGCAUGACUGCUCUUGUUACUGGUGGAACCAAAGGAAUCGGGCAUGCUAUUGUGGAGGAGCUAGCACAGCUUGGGGCUACUGUGCAUACUUGUUCUAGAAAUGAGUCUGAGCUUAAUGAAUGCCUACAACAAUGGACAACAAAAGGACUUCAAGUUACUGGUUCAGUUUGUGAUAUGGUUUCUUCUGCACAGAGACAUAAUCUCAUCACUAAAGCUUCCUCAAUCUUUCAUGGCAGACUCAAUAUCCUUGUAAACAAUGUGGGAACAAACACAAAGAAACAGACUGAGGAAUAUACAGAAGAAGAUUUCUCAUUUUUUAUUAGUACAAAUUUGGAAUCUGCAUAUCACAUGAGCCAACUUGCAUAUCCUCUUUUAAAAGCUUCAGAAGCUGCGAGCAUCGUUUUCAUAUCUUCCAUUGCCGGUGUGGUAUCUGUAAAUGUGGGAUCCAUAUAUGGUGCAACAAAAGGAGCAAUGAACCAACUCACCAAGAACUUGGCAUGUGAGUGGGCAAAGGAUAAUAUAAGGACUAAUUGUGUUGCACCAGGCAUUACUAAGACACCCCUCGCUGAUCGAUUCCUCAAAGAUGAACAGUUACAUGAGGAUUUCAUUAGAGGAAUACCUUUGAAACGGAUUGGGAAGCCAAAUGAGAUAUCUUCUGUGGUGGCGUUCCUCUGCUUACCAGCAGCUUCCUACAUAACAGGACAAAUUAUUUGUGUUGAUGGAGGAUUCACUGCAUUUGGUUUGUGAAUUUUGAGAAAUCUUGGAGGCAAAAGUUACAUAGUUGUUUUUAUUUAUAUCGAAUGAUUCGGCCUUGGACAUAAAAUAAGCUUAGGGGGAAUAAAUCACCAUUAUCUUUUUAAGUUGGGAUAAAAUUGUAUGAAAAAAUAAAAAAAUAUUGUCUUUUAAGUAUAUGCAUGUGGUGCAAUACAUGCUACGUUUGUUUUAUUACCUAAUAAUAGAAAAUGUGUAAAGUGUAUCUUCAGCUAGUCUUUUAAUUUUAUACAAUAUGUUAUUUUAGUUCCUUAA
Molecule: messenger RNA, 1145 nt
Organism: Prosopis cineraria
Lineage: Eukaryota; Viridiplantae; Streptophyta; Magnoliopsida; Fabales; Fabaceae
Product: tropinone reductase homolog At5g06060-like
Exons: 5
Coding region: 81-866 (261 amino acids)
Molecular function (GO): oxidoreductase activity
Source: RefSeq, a predicted model, not a curated record